CAGGAGACAUCUGGCAUCCUCAUGGCUAGAGAAGGAUUGCGUUGCCUUGGUGGAGUACGCGUGUGGCUGAGCUCCUCACUUCCACCUCCCAAACACCACAAAUGAAGUCGGAAAUGACAGAUGACCUUGACGUUGAUGCAAUGUUAGAAGCUCCAUUCAAGAAGGAGAUAACCUAUUCAGUCACUGUCUCCCACCCUCCAUGAUAAAACGGUCGUGAGCUCGAAUACUGUGCUCCCUCCAUCGCCAGGUACUGGUAGUACAUAAGGUAUAACUCUUGUUGAUGAACUCAGUGACAGGUCACGUCUCCAGUGUCACAAGUUUUCAGCCAUAUUCCAUCAAAGUAUUGUCAUGCAUUACAAAUGCCACCAAAAUUACUUUUUGUGGAUCUAAGUUGCAGACUUGAGGUUUAAUCACAUACAGGGCAAGGUUGAAACCUCUACUGAUUCAGAUUGGAAUGUGGUAGUAAACUUAGACAAUGUCAACAGUUCAUAUUCUAGGCUAAAAGAACCAGGGAUAGAUAUAUAAAAGAACUUGCAGUUGUAUGUUCCUCUAGACUUCCUAAAAAAUAUAUUUUUUCCAAGUGCAGAGGACUUUCAUCUGCUUGAUCUUAUCUCUGGAUUGUUUUGCCAGGCUGUGAACAGUUGCAGCUCUGUAAGUCAUUUACUAUAACUACCUCAUUGGUCAUGCUGAUACUAGUAGUAUGUAGUAAGUAUGGAUUUCAGUGAACCAUAAAUCAUAACAUGUAAGUGAGAAAUUCAUAUUAUAGUUAUUGAAUGUUCAGUGCUAGUUCAGCCAGAUAUAAACUUAUAAUUGUUUUUAGUUUGUUAUCACAAGUGACAGUUUCAAAGUAACAGUAUUAUGGAUUUUUUUACCUGUAUAUCAAUAUAUUUUAGUAUCAAUUAGGAAUGAGUGUAGUGUCCUAUGAAUUGCCUUCUUGGAUAUUUGGGUGUACAGCAUUUUGAAAAGUAUGUAAUAGUAAUAUGCUGACUUCAAGUAGAAACCUUUUUAAGGAAUCUUCUCAUAUGCUUGCUGUAUCAUCUUUUUUAUCAUUGGAUUUUUGUCAUGAUUCACAUAUUUGGAAAUGUUUCCAUAAAGAUCUCACUAAAAUUAGAUAGAAGUAAAGCAGUAAGGCUCUGUGGUAUUGAAAUUUGAAAGCUGAUGGAAGAAUGUAGUAGUGAACUCUGGCCUCCUUGCACGAUGGUACCAAAGUGAAGGAGAGAACAAAAUAAAAAGUGGUAAUUGGUGAAGCAACAGUGUGUCCCGUGGUGGCCUUGGUACUGACAACUUGGUAUCUCCACUCAGAUGCUGGCGACGGCAAGCUCACUCCACCGAGGGAUCUCGCUCCUUACUCACUCCACUCAACACCAUCAUCAUAAAUUGACCACAAUAUUUAAUGUUUAUGUGUCAUGAUGAGGACAUUCAGUAAAACAGGUAUAAAUUUUUUAAAGGAAAUGCUAGUUAUGUGGUCAGUCUCUUAUUUUAUAAUCCCUUUUAUUUAUUUAUUUAUUUAUUAUUUUCCCCUCUUGUACUGUGACUGGUGCAUGUGUUGUAUAUUGGUGCAAUAUAACUUCACAUUGCGUCAAGGCUCCAGUCUAAAGUUUGCGUUUUGCAGGCGGUCGUGCCUUGGUUGGACCCUACGGCUAGAGAGACAUCAGGACGCUACUUCAUCCUCAGUGGACGCCAAGCCUAAGGAAAAUGGACAUACAUCUUCCAAAGACAGGAAAGAAAAGGAUAGGGACCGAGAAAGAGACAGGGAGAGGGACAAGGACAAGGAGAAAGACAAAGACAGGGAUAGAGAUAGAGACAGGAAAGACAGGGAUAGGGAUAGAGAUAGGGAUAGGGGUAAGGACAAAGAUAAAGAUAGGGAUAAAGACAGAGACAAGGAUAGAAAAAGAAGGUCCCGCAGCAAGUCACGUGACCGUGACCGUAAGAAGAGGAGCAAGUCGAGGGAGCGCAAGAAGAAGUCCCGUUCUCGCUCCAAAGACCGUGACCGCAGGAGGAAGUCUCGCUCCCGAUCUCGGGACAGGCGCCGCAAGUCUCGUUCCAAGGAGCGCCGCCGCACCAGGAGCAAAAGUCGUGACCGUCGUCGCAGGAGUCGAAGUCGGGAGCGCCGGAGGAGUCGCAGCAGGGACCAUCGCCGCACCAGGACCAGGAGCAAAACUCCUAAACAGGAGUUGUCUGUGGAGGAGAGAGAUGCCCGAACAGUUUUCUGCAUGCAGCUGUCAUCUCGCAUACGUUCGCGUGACCUGGAAGAUUUCUUCUCAGUGGUUGGGAAGGUUAACGACGUCCGCAUCAUCACAGACACAAAAACCCGCAGAUCAAAAGGAAUUGCUUAUGUGGAGUUUGUUGAUGUUGAGUCUGUGCCACUGGCACUGGGAUUGUCAGGUCAGAAGAUUCUUGGUGUGCCCAUCGUGUGUCAACCAACCCAAGCUGAGAAAAAUCGUGCAGCAUCGUCAGCAGCUGCUCAGGACCAAAAGGCUGCAUCAGGCCCUAUGAGACUGUAUGUAGGGUCCCUGCAUUUCAACAUCACAGAAGACAUGCUGAGGGGUAUCUUCGAGCCAUUUGGAAAGAUUGAUCACAUCCAGUUGAUUAUGGACUCAGAAACUGGGAGAUCUAAAGGUUAUGGGUUCAUCACAUUCCACAAUUCAGAUGAUGCUAAGAAAGCACUUGAACAGCUGAAUGGCUUUGAACUGGCUGGGCGUCCCAUGAAGGUGAAUCAUGUCACAGAGCGAUCUGAGACACAGCAGGGUUCCUCCCUCCUUGACUCAGAUGAAAUGGAAAGAGCAGGCAUUGACUUAGACAACUGGCAGGAAUUGUCAGGUAGAUAUAACAGGCAUAAUAGUGCUACUGGCAGAUUACAGUUGAUGGCCAAAUUAGCUGAAGGGACUGGUCUUCAGCUUCCUGCUGCAGCAGCAAAUGCUUUGCACAUGCCUGCACAGCCCCAGCAGCAGCCUGCACCACCCAUUGCUACACAGUGUUUCCUUCUCUCAAACAUGUUUGAUCCCUCCACGGAAACAAAUCUCAAUUGGGCAGAUGAGAUUCGGGAUGACGUGCUUGAAGAAUGCAACAAGCACGGUGGUGUCCUACACAUCUUUGUAGACCGACAGUCAGCCCAAGGAAAUGUUUAUGUCAAGUGCCCUACUAUAGCCACUGCUGCUGCCUCUGUCAAUGCCCUUCAUGGGAGAUGGUUUGCAGGAAAAAUGAUCACAGCUGCAUAUGUGCCCGUGAUGAGCUACCAUUCCCUCUUCCCUGAGGCCAUGACUGCGACUCAGCUGGUGUUCCCUCGAUGAAGAGCCUUGCACCGUUUGUCUGUUACUCCAAAUAAUCACUUGGUUUGCAGGUGACAAUUGUAGUGGAGGCUGCAAGCAAUUCAUGUGAUACUUUUUUUUUAUGGAUAACUUUUUCUAUUUUUUGCAAGUGACCAAAGUUUCUACAAACUACCUUGCAGGUCAUUUUGAUGAGUUAGAUUUUGUAAUGCCCCAAAAUUGUUUGGAGUGUUAAAUUUAAACACGAGGAAUAGCUUUAGUGGGAGUAAUGAUUGAUGGGAGCUCCUGAAGGAAUUUUUGCCUGCAACAUUGUUUGGUGUAUAACUACCUCCAGAUAAAAUUUUCAUGAUUACUGAUGUAUGGUAUUUUGGGGUGACUUCCUAAUUUUCUCUUGUUAUGUCCAAAGACUUGGGUCCCUAGGCACACAUUCUCUUAAGUGAAAGAUUUGUUUAUGAAGAUGUAGGUCCUCUGAACCUUUCUUGUAAGUGAAACACUCGACAAAGACCAGGAAGUGAGUCAAAGAAGUAGUGGUUAGUCAACAUAAUGCUAUUUUUGCAAGUAAUUAUAUAUUGAGUUGUGUGAGGAUACCACAUGCACAGUGUGAAUACUGGUCUGGAGUGUAAAUAUGUACAGCAGGUAUGAUAUUCGAUCCAUGCACUUCCAAGUCAUAAUAAUGUGUUUAUAUUAAUAAAUAUUCUUGACCUAA
This is a messenger RNA of Eriocheir sinensis (Chinese mitten crab), 3972 nucleotides long. It is a transcript of the gene Caper, whose product is annotated as RNA-binding protein 39-like. The record is from RefSeq and is a predicted model, not a curated record. Bases 1407 to 3290 code for a protein of 627 amino acids. Gene Ontology annotation, molecular function: RNA binding. Gene Ontology annotation, biological process: mRNA processing. Gene Ontology annotation, cellular component: nucleus. The transcript is spliced from 12 exons. Lineage: Eukaryota; Metazoa; Arthropoda; Malacostraca; Decapoda; Varunidae.